Messenger RNA from Brassica rapa (field mustard), 6557 nucleotides. RefSeq names its product F-box/kelch-repeat protein At3g27150-like. Gene Ontology annotation, cellular component: cytosol. The record is from RefSeq and is a predicted model, not a curated record. Gene Ontology annotation, molecular function: protein binding. Lineage: Eukaryota; Viridiplantae; Streptophyta; Magnoliopsida; Brassicales; Brassicaceae.
GUCAUUUAUAGAAGCUUAUACAUUAAUUUAUAAAAUGUAUUUUGAAAAUUUAUGCUCCUAUUACAAUAUUUUGAAUUUUUUUUCAUUUAUAAUGGUAAAAUUCCUCAACUAUGUUUACUUAGUGUAGAAAUCUCUAAACUAAAUAUUUACUGGUAGUAAUGGUAAUUAUGAUCCGUUAGAGUUUAAUUCAUUAAAUAAAGUUAGUUUAUGGGGUUUUUCGUUAAUACUUAGUUUGGGGUUUUUACACAAAACAAACUUAGUUGAGGAGUUUUAACGUUAAAAUUCCUUAUUCUUUCCUUAUUAUCUAUUAUUUAAAUCUUUAUAGUGGGAUUUGUUUUAUGAAAAACUAGUUGCAAUCAACUGACGAGAUAUAUUUUUUCCUAAUAUCAUGUAUUUAAUAUUUAAAUAUAUAUAUAUAUAUAUAUAUAUAUAUAUAUAUAGCAAGAUUUUAGUUACCAAAAUUAUGUAUAUAUUAUAACCAGAAUAUCUUUAAAAAUUUAUUAGAAGAUAUUCUAUCUCAUAGCUGAAUUAAAAUUUAUUAGAGGAUAUUAUAUCUCAUAGCUUUUCUUCAAAAUUAGGUCAUUUAGAAACUUAAACUAAUUUACUAUAUAAAUAUCACACCACCCAUAUUAGUUUCACGCAUCUACCUUUUAAGUUUUCAUAUGUUUUUGAUCGUUCUAAUUUAAAUCCUACUUUUGUGAUCUUGCGCAGGUGUAUGAUAAUCAAUAAGUAACUCAUAGACGGGAACACCAUUACUGGUAAUUUUAUGGGAGAUUUGUAUUCUCCGUUUAUUUUUGUUCUCUUCCUCUCCAUGUUGUAUCUCUAUCUAUAUUUUUGCAUCAGUAGUGAUUCAACUAACAAAAAGAGAAGACUCUGUUUAUCCAGGAACUGAUCAUCCCUUUCGAAAAAGUUAAUUUUUUUUUUAUAAAGUUAAAUCUCUUAUCAAGAAUAUAAUAUAAGAUGUGUAUGCUAUUCAAGUGCAAUUUAUUUAUUGUGCAUGAUCCUCUUUGGUACGUCUGAGAGCCAUAGGUAAUCUCAAAGCUUCUUAAAAACUUCGAAACUCAUUGACGUUGUCCUAUCAAUUAUAUAAUUUGUUAUCUUUUGGGGAUUGUUUACAUCUUUAAAUAUUUUUGUUACAAUUACCUCUUUUCUGACUCAAGGCUUAAAUAAUGAAACCGUAAAUCAUCUCUGAUAUUACAAUGAAACCAAUGAUAAUAAAUCUCAGGUAAUUCAAAUCUCUCUUUUAUAUUUCAUGGCUGAUUUUUUUAUUGGGUUUUUGCGUGAAAUAUUUAUUUUUUCUCAAUUAUAUUUUUUUGAUGUUUUAAGAUUAGUAUUAAAUGUGAUCGUUUGAAGCAUAAUGCAUUCUCAGAACACAUCUCCAUGAUAAACACUUCUAUGUAAAUUGUGUCAAUUAUGUUAGUGAUUUUGCAUCUAAGUAUUGUGACUGAUGUUCCAAGAGAGAAAGCGUAUCAUCUCAAACCGAGAUUGUUUGGAAAGGUAAUUGGUUUUAUAGAUGUAAUUGGAUAAUUGACAUCUAAAAGAUACAUUUUAUUAGAUAGUACCGAGCAGUCUUUUUAAACCUUUUGAACUCUAACUUUUCAAAGAGUUAUCUAAAGGAUACGCUUUAUCAGAUAUAAAUGAUACGUUUUAUUAGAUAGUACCAAACAGUCCUUUUAAACUCAAACAAUGCCAUGUUCUGAAUUGUACACACUGUAUUGACCUUUUUUUUCUUUGCGGUGUGUAUUCAGAUAGCAGUAGUGAAAUGCAGAUAUGAAGUGAUAUCAACUAAAAUUAAGAGAAAAGUCUUUUAAAAGCAGAGAUAAUCACAUCGGCCUCUCUUGAACAUGGCAAACAACCAGCAGUUUUGCAAGACCUGAAUUUCUGAAACAAGUUUUCUACUUUCUUUUUUCUUUUUAUUUAGUUUCACCUGAUGAGAAGUUUGAAUCAUAGACUCUUGACAUUUUAAAAUUUAUAUUAUUUGUUUGUGUAAUGGUGCAGAGGUUUCAAUGAGACCGGCUUAUCGUUCUUCCAAGAAAGUAUUGGUGAAUGACAAGCUUGAAGCUGAAGUGAAGAAGAAUAGAAGGAUGAUAAGCUUGAAGGAGACGCUGCUUUGAACAAGUUCUUCUAUGAUAUAUAUUUGAAUUCUGAUGAGGAUAUGAGGAGUUCUAGAGCAAAUCAUAUGUGAGUAUCUAUCUAUCUAUAUUCCUAUUUAGUCUUUCUUCUCUCAUGGAGGUUACAAUGUUUUGGCAUUUUGAUUGACUCUUUUGCAGUUUUGCACAAUCAACAGGUGGAAUCUAAUGGGACAGUACUUUCAAUAGACUGGAAAGAUGUUAGUGCUAAGAAAAUAGAGAGCACUCUUCAUGAUGAUCUGGCGCUCAAGACAUGGGAAAUAUGAUCUUAUAUGAUGUGUGGGUUUUACCUUAAUCUAGACAGAACUCGAAGCCUUGGUCUUAAGGUCUGGUUUCUCUACUUUAUGGACUUAAGGUACUUUGUAUUUUUCAUAACUCAUAUUGUUUAUACGAAACACUGAAAUUUUUAAUCUAAACGUUCUAGUGUAUUAUUUGUUCAUGGUAGACUAACUUUUCUUUGCAGUUUUGACUACCAUGAACAAAUAAUACACUAGAACGUUUAGAUAAUUUAUUACUUGUAUUUAUGGUAGAAGGUUGAAUAAAGAUAUUGUAUUAAUAUGGUAAGAAAAUUUAACAAAACAUUAUAAUAUGGUAGAGCUAAAAUUCAAAACACAUAUGCUAUAUAUAUCUGAGUAACUUAGUCAAGAUUUCUUAUGCAUCUUUUCAACUAACUAAAUAUAACUGGGAUUCAAGAGAGCAUUCAAUAAAGAAUUUCUAUCAGUUUUUAAGGUACACAUGCAAAUUUUAUGAUAAAUCUAAUCACUAGUGAUAUUAUUACAUAUCAGAUUUUUAUAUUGCAUCACUAUCACAGAAUAUAUUAAUCUUUGUUAUAAUAUGCUUAGUUUUAAAAUUAUAUUGAUUUACUUAUAAGAAAUAAUACAUAUUCCCAAUUUGAUAUUUUGGAAGUUCUUUAAAUAGAAAAAUUAUAAUCGUAAAAGGCCUGUAAUUAUAUGUUUUAGAACAGUGCUUGUCCAUUUCCGUCGUGUUGCAUAAAUUUAAAUUACAUUUUUUCUAGUGGCUCACAUUAUUGUAUAGACUAAGGAAAUAUUUUUUCUUAAUCUAUUGAAAUAUUAAAUUUUCAAAGCAAUAAAUUAUAUAGCAUUAAUUAAUUAUUUGCUUGCAAUUUUUGAGUUUAUAUUACUUAAUGCAAUUUUUGAAUCUCUUUGAUUUCCCAGUUCAUAUAACAGAAUCUCAUUAUUGUUUCUGUAAAUAAAAAUUAGGAGUCAAAUACUUAAAAUUGUUUGUAAUUAUAUGUAGUAAAAAAAAUUAUGUUAGAUUCUUGGAAUUGAAUGAUGUUAUUCAUAGUAUUAUUUUUAAAUUUACAGGAAUUGAUGUCAAAAGAGAUGGCUAAAAUAAAUCGAGAUAUGCUAAUGUUAAGAGAAGACCAGGCUCCUAAAGUUGAAGCAAGCUUGAGCCAAUCUGAACCAAGGAAGAUUUCAAUGGUUGGCAUUAAACCUCACAUACUUGACUUGAAUGUGAAACCUUGUUCUGAUUCCGACGAGGAAGAAAAAGGAGAAAUUGCAAAAGAAUUUCAGAAUCUUGCAGGUCUAAAAACUCAUGAUGCCUGUUAUGUUGAUCAUAAGCUUUUGUACGAGCUUGAGGUCGAGAUCAUUGCUCGCCUACCAUGCUUUGAAUACUGGAAACUGCAGUUUCUUAACAAGAAAUUCUUGCAGUUAUUAAAGAGCUGUGAAAUUUUUAGGGUGAGACAAGAAAAGGGACUUGUGAAACCCUAUGUGAUUUUGCAUUCAGGGGCUGUAUCUAAUUGGGAAAUGUUUGAUAAGGAUUUUAAAACCUUUCAGAGACUUCCUAAAGUUCCUUCUUCUGACUAUUGCUUUUUCCACAGCGAUAAGGAAACAGUUAGUGUGGGUACUCAACUAAUUGUCAUAGGGAGAGAAAUAGAUGGAAUUGUGGUGUUUCGCUAUGAGCUAGAGAAUCAUAAGUGGUUCAAAGGUCCUUCAAUGAUCACACCGAGGGCCAUGUACGGUUCUGCGAGCAAUGGUAAAACCGCAUUUUUUGCAGGAGGCAUUAAAAUGGAUGAAAAUGGAAACCCUGUUGUUGUGCAAACUGUAGAAAAGUAUAAUGCUGAUACAAAAAGGUGGACUAUGAUUAAUGGAAUGCAUAAAGCAAGGAAGUUCAGCUCAGGAUGCUUCUUGCGUGGAAAAUUUUACGUCCUCGGUGGCCGAGAUGAUAAUGAUAAACACCUCACUUGUGGAGAAAGUUAUGAUGAGACGACCAAUUCUUGGGAGUUGAUACCUGACAUGCUAAAAGACAUGACAGUCAUUGCGCAUUCCCAAUCUCCGCCCCUUAUUGCUGUGGUUGAUGACAAUCUAUACAUGUUAGAAACAUCUUUGAACGAGCUUCGGGUAUAUGAUAUAAACACAAAUAUUUGGAAGAAGCUUGGUGUUGUCCCUGUGAGCGCAAACGCUGCCUUCGGUUGGGGGAUUGCGUUUAAAUCGAUGGGAGACAGACUUCUGGUGAUUGGAACUUCUCACUCUUGGCAUAGGAAGACAGUAGUUCACUCAUGCCGUCCUUCUCCAGACGUGGAAGAGCAACAUUGGGAAGAAAUAAAACAUUGGUGUGUUGGUGCUGAGCUCCCACAGUUUAUUCAUAACUGUUGUGUGAUGUUUGCUUAAAAAAUUUUCCAAGGAAAAUUUGGAAACUUAUUUGUUUUUGCAUUUGUGCUUAAAGUUGUUGCAUUUGGUUUUAAGUUGUUUGGUUUGUGUUUUUCUAAUUUUUUUUUGUUUUUCAUUUGGGAUAAAAAUGUUGUUGUUUUUUAUUUUUUUUAAGUGCUUAUGUUUGUGAAAAAAAAAAACUAAUGUUGUCUAUGUAAUGGUUAUUUAUUUAUUUUGGUUUUGUUUUUUCCCUCUUCAGCCAUAAAUGUAAGUGACAAAAUGGGUAAACCAACCCAAACCAAACCAUAUCCAAAUGGUUUUAAGCCUACAUCGGUUAUGGUUUUAACCAAUCUUUUUGACAAAUGGAUUGGGUCAAUCCAUAACUCAUUUAAGUUAAUGAUUUAAUGGUUUUGAUGGUUAACCCAUGAACAAUAAUUAUAUAGCUUAAAUGGUUACUAAGUAAAAAUAUUACAUUGGGGCUGAAAACAAAAAGAAUACUUAGACUUUUGAUAAAUACAAUUAUAUGGUUUUGGUGUUAAAAACCAUUUUAUUAUUUUAGCAGAGAAGAUAAUUUUGUGAUUUUAGUGAGAAAAUUACUUUUAACGUUUUUGCGAGAAAACAAGAUUUUCUGUUUUAGCGGAAAUACAAGUUUAUGGUUUUAGCGAGAAAACACAGUAUUACGGUUUUGGCCAGAAAAUACAAUAUUGCGGUUUUUGUGAGAAAACACGAUUUUGCGAUUUUGGCGAGAAAAUUUAAUUAUGUGGUUUUGGUGGGUAAACUCAAUUUUACGGUUUUCGCAAGAAAACAUAGUAUUACGGUUUUGGCCGGAAAAAUACAAUAUUGCAGUUUGGCGGGAAAACACGAUUUUCGGUUUUGGCGUAAAAAAAACGAUUUUGUGAUUUUGGCAGGAAAAUUCAAUUUUGCGGUUUUGGCGGGAAAACUCAAUUUUACGGUUUUGGCGGAAAACUUAAUUUUACGGUUUUGGUUGUAAAUUCAAUUUUACGGUUUUCACGAGAAAACACGAUUUUACAGUUUUGGCAAAAAAACUCAAUUUUACGAUUUUGGCGGGAAAACUCAAUUUUGCAGUUUUGGCGGAAAACUCGAUUUUAUGGUUUUGGCAGAAAACUCAAUAUUACGGUUUUGGCGGAAAAACUUGAGUUCACGGUUUUGGCAGUAAUUUCAAUUUUAAAGGUUUUACGAGAAAACAAGAUUUUGCAGUUUUGGCGAGAAAACUCAAUUUUUUUUAUUUUGGCGGAAAAACUCAAUCUUGCGGUUUUGGCGGGAAACUCAAUUUUAUGGUUUUAGCGGAGAACUAAAUUUUACAAUUUUGGCGGGAAAACUUGAUUUCACGAUUUUGGCGGAAAAACAAGACUUUGUCGUUUUGGCGGGAAAUUUUGAUUUUAUGGCUUUGGCGGGAAAACAUAACUUUGCGGUUUGGCGGGAAAACUUGAUUUUACGGUUUUGGUGGGAAAACACAACUUUGCGUUUUUUUGCGUAAAACUCAAUUUUACGGUUUUGGCAGAAAAACACGACUUUGCGGUUUUGGCGGAAAAACAUGAUUUUGUCGUUCUUGUGGGAAAAUGAGAUUUAGCAUUUUGAUGAAAAAAAAUCCAAUUUAGAGUUUUGGUGGAAAACUUGAUUUUAUGAUUUGGCAAAAUUUAUGAUUAAAUUUGGCUUACUAAAAAAAUCAAGAUAUAAUAGUUUUAUAUAUAUAAAAAGUUGGAUGUUAACAAAUAUAUAUAUAUAUAUAUGGCAAUUCUCCUAAAUAGACCAUUUUCAAGUUUUGGUUACAAAAAUAGACCACAAAGAGGAAAAU